This is a messenger RNA of Wyeomyia smithii (pitcher-plant mosquito), 3098 nucleotides long. RefSeq names its product putative polypeptide N-acetylgalactosaminyltransferase 9. Gene Ontology annotation, cellular component: Golgi apparatus. The record is from RefSeq and is a predicted model, not a curated record. The transcript is spliced from 5 exons. NCBI's taxonomy places the organism in Eukaryota, Metazoa, Arthropoda, Insecta, Diptera, Culicidae. The coding region runs from base 1233 to 3023 and encodes 596 amino acids.
GCGUGGCCUAUUACAUAGCACCCUUCGGCUAUAAAAGAGUGUUUCUGGGAAAACUAGCUACAUUCAUUAGUCGGAAGGUGAACUGGAUGGACCGUCCUUCAAAUUCAACAAAUCACUUGCCCUGUGGUUGUUCACCACGUCUCAGGCCUCUGCCAGGCUGACUUUCGUACGAUAGCGACGGUAUUAGCGGUUGAUGCAUUUGCCAACACUUACUCCAGUAAAGCCGUGUCUAAUUUUCAAUGUGAAAACACCUUUCUAAGCGGCGCGAACCGAUUCGCCCGGCCGUAGGUUAAUGUACAGUCGUGAGUAGAGCUAUGUAAAAGUAUUCUACUUCAACCUUGCGGUCGUGGCUUUGCACACAACCCUCCUGUGAUUUUUUUGAAAGCACAAGGCUCGGAAAUAGAUAAUGCGUUCUCCGUGAAAACGCUAUGUUAUAUUUGCUUCACCGCAGCAAACAUGAAAUAUUAAAAUAUAAGGCUUGAUAGAAUUCUGUAUUCGAUUAUCUUUUGCCUGUUUCUGAGCGUCACUUACUGUUUAUAAGUCCAUGAAAUUUAGCUACCGAAGAAAUAUUUGCAGAAAAAUUGAGACUUUACAUCUCACAUAUGAACGUACAAUAGAGAUAGUUAGAGCCUGUAUUUUUUAGAACAAAGAUUUGCUAGACCAAUGCAUAGAUUAUUCACAUCGAUAAACGUCUGGUUUGGUUAAAAAAAAUUGCACACCCCCAAAGCAAAACCAAACGAAGUUAACUUCGGUUGUGCCCAGUGCCAACCGGGUGGCACAAACAAAGUGCUGAUCGCAGCAACUGAUGCAAAACAGUCCCCAUCCAUCGAAUCGAAGCGAGCAGUAGCAGGUGCAGCGCUGCGAAGCGCAACUACGGGCGCACUGUUUUUGUUUACACAAGUGGAUAAAGGUCUAGCACUUGGCUGAUGCUGAUUUGGCUUAAAAAAAAAACGCGAGUCGCCACCGGGGUUGGCUGCUGGCGUGGCGCCCUAGACUGAGUCUUUCCGUGGUGUGUCCCGGUUGCAAUAUCUAGUCUCCGCGUUCGUCACCGUGUUUUUAGCGUGUUUGGACCUCGUUAUCUAUUAUACUUCGCUCUGGUCUUUGGCGGCACCUGAUAACGGCCCGUUCCAUUCAUCGUAUCACCAAACCAAAUACCCUCGACAGCUUGUCCAAUUGGUCUGUCAACGAGCUUGUCGGGGUUCAGUUCGUCAUCAACGAUACGCCGUUUAAGUAUGGUUCGGGCUUUUAAGAAGAAAUGGAUUGCGGUAGCGUUGCUGACGAUUGUGGCCGUGCUCAGUUUGGUCACCCUGUUCGGAUCCAGCUGGGAGAUUGCCGACUUCCAAAGGAUUAUUCAAGCAAGACACCUGAAGCACUUCAAAUAUUCUUUAAACGGAACGGAACCAUGGACGACGACUGGAUCGAGUGAGCUGCAGAUUGUUACAGAUUUCUCCUAUGUUUCGCAAACUCUUGACCCGAGACUGCCGACUCCACCUGGUGACAUGGGAGCGGCUGUGACACUUGGUGUAACGGAGAAACAAGUAGCCGACCUUAUUAAGAAUGGUUACGACACUCAAGGUUUGAACCAAUAUCUUUCCGAUUUGAUGUCCGUCCAAAGACGGCUUCCCGAAACGCGUGACCCGUGGUGCAAGGAACCGGGUAGAUUUCUACCUCAUCUACCGGAAACAUCGAUCGUGAUUGUGUUCUACAACGAAGCUUGGUCCGUGUUGGUUCGAACGGUACACUCAAUCCUGGAUCGUUCUCCGCCGAAUUUGGUGAAGGAGAUCAUCCUGGUGGACGAUUGCUCCUAUUUGCCACACACCAAAACUCAGUUGGAUGACUAUUUUCGGCCGAUGCGGAAAGUGCGCGUGCUAAGAGCCUCCGAGCGGCAAGGACUGAUACGAGCCAGGCUGAUGGGGGCGAAAAAUACAACCGGCCAGAUCAUCACGUUUCUCGAUGCCCACGUUGAGUGCACAGUUGGCUGGCUAGAGGCUCUGCUGGAUUCGGUGGCCCGGGAUUGGCGAACGAUCGCUAUCCCAACGAUCGACUGGAUCGACGAGAAAGAUAUGCACCUGCGCACGGAUAACGCUCCCUCCUAUUACGGUGCGUACGAUUGGGAUUUGAACUUUGGCUGGUGGGGCCGUUGGAGCCGGGUGAAUCAACCGAAGAAUAAACUGGAACCGUUCGAUACUCCGGCGAUGGCCGGAGGUUUGUUUUCGAUCAAUCGCACCUUUUUCGAGCUGCUCGGGUGGUACGACGAGGGAUUCGAUAUCUACGGCAUCGAAAACAUUGAGCUGUCGAUGAAAAGUUGGAUCUGCGGAGGUCGAAUGGUGACGGUUCCCUGUUCCCGGGUGGCACACAUCCAAAAAACCGGUCAUCCCUAUCUGCAGGAGGUGAAGAAAGAUGUUGUUAGGGCAAAUUCAUUGCGGCUUGCUGAGGUGUGGAUGGACGAAUACAAACAGGUUAUUUUCGACAUCUACGGUAUUCCCAAGUAUCCCCAAGAAGAGCUGGGGGAUGUCUCUAGCAGAAAGGAAGUCAGGCGAAAAGCUAAUUGUAAAACUUUCCGCUACUACAUCGAAACCGCCUUUCCGGAGAUGAAGAGUCCUCUCAUAGAAGGCGCUUUCCACGGGGAGGUAAAAAACAAAGCCCUCGGAAAUGACACCUGCCUGGAGUAUGACCCGGACAGCAACAAGGUCGCCAUGGCCGCCUGCAAUCACAACCAAACCUAUCAGUAUUGGGCGCACAACUAUUAUGAAGAGCUGAACACCGUCAAGCACUGCCUGGACUACACUGGAGAUUCUCUGGGGGUGUACAGAUGCCAUCGAUCGAGACAGAAUCAAGCCUGGCAGUACGUUAUCGAAACGGGACAAAUCAAAAGUCCAAAGUAUGGCGGCUGUUUGGGGUUGAACACGGUGGACCACAGGACGCUAGUGGUAGAGCCGUGCGAUGACAAGCGAGACUCGCAAAAGUGGCUCGUAACGCUCGUAAAUCUGGACGUGUCGUUUUUUGGCCAAACCCCAAAGUAAGGUUUUGUGAAGUGGGUGCGUGCAAUAGAAGCAAUUUUACUAGCGAUAGGAACGUUUUUUUUUGUGAUAUAUUCA